Nyctereutes procyonoides (raccoon dog) is the source of this 3783-nucleotide messenger RNA. RefSeq names its product family with sequence similarity 83 member C (gene SACK1C). The transcript has 4 exons. Lineage: Eukaryota; Metazoa; Chordata; Mammalia; Carnivora; Canidae. The record is from RefSeq and is a predicted model, not a curated record. Gene Ontology annotation, biological process: epidermal growth factor receptor signaling pathway. Bases 225 to 2471 code for a protein of 748 amino acids.
UCAACAGCAGGCAGACAGGUGAGGCUGACCUGACAAGUUCUAGAGGCCAGGGGCAAUGGGGCGGAGCAUGGCUCUGACUUAGGGUGGCAACAGGUUGGGGGCCCUGGCACAUUCAGGGCCGGUAGGCAGGCAGACGGUGGUUCUACUGGUGUCUCUCUUACUGCAGCCAACCCUAUGCAGGCCAUGGAGCCUGCGGGAGGGUGAGGACAGCCAGGUGGGCAGGCAUGUUUGGAAGCCUAGGGCCGGGGGACUUGGGAGCCCAGGGCAUGGCAGGACCCCUGAGGGGCCGGGUGGAGGAGCUAAAGAGGCCAUGGUGGCGGGAGGCCUCACCAUUGGUACUCCAGCACAGUGAGGCUGCUAGGCUGGCAGCUGAUGCCCUCCUGGAGCGGGGCAAAGCUGCCUACUUGCAGGUCAUCUCUGAGGAGCAGGAGCUGCCCUUCCUGAGUGCUCUGGAUGUGGACUACAUGACCAGCCAUGUGCAUGGGAGCCCUGAGCUCAAUGAGGCCCAGGGAUUGGAUGCCUCAGGGCCUGACCGCCUCAGCCUGCUCUCUGAAGUCACUUCAGGCACUUACUUUCCCAUGGCCUCCGACAUAGAGCCCCCAGACCUGGACUUGGGCUGGCCUGAGGUUCCACAGGCCACGGGCUUCAGCCCCACCCAGGCUGUUGUCCACUUCCAGCGGGACAAGGCCAAGAACAUCAAGGACCUUCUGCGUUUUCUCUUCAGCCAGGCCCGCACGGUGGUAGCUGUGGUGAUGGAUGUAUUCACUGACAUGGAGCUUCUGUGUGACCUCAUGGAGGCCUCGAGCCGGCGUGGUGUCCCCGUCUACCUGCUUCUGGCUCAGGAGCACCUAAGGCACUUCCUGGAGAUGUGCUACAAGAUGGACCUCAAUGGGGGACACUUGCCGAAUAUGCGUGUGCGGAGCACGUGUGGGGACACGUACUGCAGCAAGGCAGGCCGCCGCUUCACAGGGCAAGCCCUGGAGAAGUUUGUUGUCAUCGACUGCGAGCAGGUGGUGGCAGGCAACUACAGCUUCACCUGGCUUUGCAGCCAGGCCCACACUAGCAUGGUGCUGCAGCUAAGGGGCCGCAUCGUGGAAGACUUUGACCGGGAGUUCCGCUGUCUGUAUGCCGAGUCUCGGCCUGUGGAGGGCUUCUGUGGUGGUGAGGAUCUUGUAUCUCCUAGGGUACUGUGUCCUCCUCCAGUGGCCUUGGGAUUUGGGCCCAGUGUGCCAAGCCCCCCCUCAUCCUCACCCUCCAGCAUCAGCCUCAGCAGCAUCAAACGCUCACCUCUAAUGGGCCACUCUUCUUAUCUCGCUCCACCAGGUGGUAGUGGCCUCAGUGAUACGGGUAGGGGGUCCUCAUCCCUGAACCCUGCCCGCCUUGAGGCCAGUGGCCAGACCUCUCUGCAACGCCAGCUGUCAGACCCGAAGCAUGCCUCCCUACUGGGGCCCUACAGGUCCAAUCUAGGCAAGCUGGGGGCAUCCCCAUGGUCACAGUCCUCUCCUGCUCUCAACCACAAUGGUCACAGCCCCUUGACCCUAGCAGUGGGGUCACCUCUGCUUGCUCGCCAACGCCCUCUCCUCCCCUUCCCCCAGGGUGUUGCCACCCUGUCCCGGGUCCCAGAGAAUGGGCUCCUGGGAAGCCAGGAGUCUAACCCGCAACGAGGUCGCUGGGUACCUAGCACAACCCUGGAGACAGUGCAGGAGAAGAAGGUGUCUCUGAGUCAGAGCCAUAGCCAAUUGGAUCUCCUUGUCCCUUUCCCCAGAGCCAGAGAAGCUGGAGACCCUGAUUCUGGGGUUAACCCCAACUCAGACUCCCUCUGGCCUAGAGAGCAGGCCCCAGAGGACAGGAGGUUGUCCCCAAACCAGAGACACAACCAGCUGGAUCUCCUGCCCCAGUCCCAGGGUGCUGGGAGUAUCCCUGAGUCAGGUUCCCCCAGACCUGGCAAUCAAACUCCAGAGGAUAAGAGGCUGUCCUCAAAUCACGGUCAUGGCCAAAUGGACCUCCUGGUACAGUACCCCAAGGCUGGGGGUUCCAGAGCAUCCCCUGGAGCCAACUCCUCAGCUAGGGCUGGCAAGCAGGGUCAAGAUGAGCAACGACGGACCCUGGGCCACAGCCAGCUGGACCUCAUCACAAAGUUUGGCCCAUUCCGAGGUGAGGGGCCUGGGCCCAGUGGUCUCCCCAUACCAAGUCCUGCUCGAAAGGCUGGAGUAGGCUCUGGGGAUGAGAAGCGGCUGACCUUGGGCCACAGCAAGCUGGACCUCAUCACCAAGUAUCAUCAGUUGCAGGGCACUAGGCAAAGACCUGAGCCUGGCCUCCCUGAGGGCCCCACAGGUGGACAUCACAAUGGCAGUAACAAUGGCCCAUUUGGGGAUGAGAAGCGGCUGACCCUGGGCCACAGCAAACUGGACCUCAUCACUAAGUACAACAAAUCCAAGUUCAAGCUGCUCCGAAGCCGCUUUGAGUCCUAGUCCUGCUCCCAGCAGGGACAUAUCCUUCUUCCAUCUACUUGGACUCUAGGUUUACUGAGGUUCCAGACUCUAGGGUGUUCAAACAGGGGCUGCAUAGGGAGCAUUUAGUGUCUAGAAGCCCAUAUUAGACAUUCAUGGGGCUCAGGAGUCUUGCUUAUGAACACACCUGCACACACACACACACACACACACACACAGAUGGAACCCACAGUAUUUGCCAUUUGCCAAUGUGCUGGGCACUUCACACUGGCUGAUUCUCAUCCUUCAUCCUCACAACAUCUUACAAGAUAGACCUCUAUUAGGUAGACAUUUCUAAGGUCACAGGUAUUAUAUUUUCUAUUUUAUAAAUGUGGAAGCUGAGGCCCAGAGAGUUUGAUGACUUGCUUGGGAUCAAAUCCAAGUCAAUGGCAGAGCCAGGGCCCAAACCCAUGUCUUUGACUCUUAAGAUUGUGUUUUUGCACACCAUUAUCAACAGUUCACAUGUCCCCAUGUACACAAAAUACACCACAGAGAUGCCCCAAAUGCCUACACAAUACACUGACAGGGUUCACACUCACAGACACACACUAAGUACACAAAAGUCCGUGUGAUAAACCCAAACACUCAGAAUUCUAGUUAUACUCAAUAAAUGUUAUAUGACUAAAUGAAUGGCUACACAACAUAUAUGCAUUCAGUGCACACUGUAGACCCCUCAGGAUACGCAAACAAUAAAUAUGUAUAUAACCACACACAUACACACAGAGGCAUGCACACACCAACCAGUGUCUUCUUUGAUGUUAGCUGUGUACCUGGCCCUGUACUGAGCACACCACAGGACUGAUAAGUGAAUCAGGCGCAGUCCCUGGGAGACAAGGAUUAAAAGCAUAAACCAUUGGCAGUCAAGAUAGAACUGUAUCUAAAUAGAGGCUAAUAGCGACAGGGUGGUAGAGAAGGGCAGAGAGUGGUGGUGGUGGUGGAGUGGUGAGCAGUUUCAAAGUGGUGAGCAGCUUUUGAGGCAGGCCUUGAAGGAUGGGGAGGAUUGGACAGAUGGAGAAGAGGAAUUCCUGGCAUAUGGAAGCAGAUGAAAAGAGGCCAGGGAGAGGACUGGAGGAGGGGAUCUGAGAUGAACUGGGGAUGAUGUAGAGCGCAUGGAUACUCAGACUCUGACACGUGCACAUGCAUGCGUGCACACGCACACACACUCAUCAUCAUUUUGCUGAGUGUCCCUAGAAGCACAGGCUCUGACAGGUUGUAUGUUCUUUUCCUGAGCUCAUCACCUGCCUGGGACAAUCUACACGGUACAAAUCAAUAAAGGCAGACAUGCUGUGACCUA